Oppia nitens is the source of this 1200-nucleotide messenger RNA. RefSeq lists its product as uncharacterized. The transcript has 2 exons. Lineage: Eukaryota; Metazoa; Arthropoda; Arachnida; Sarcoptiformes; Oppiidae. The record is from RefSeq and is a predicted model, not a curated record. The coding region runs from base 1 to 1200 and encodes 399 amino acids.
AUGGUCAAUUUAUUUUACACACUGGUGCUCUGGUAUACCAUAUAUGGUGUUGUUGUUUUCAGUGUACCCAUAAAACGUAAACAGUAUCCACUAUUGCAGCAUGGUGAAGAUAAAUUACGUAAAAAAUCUACUAGAGCAGCAGCUAAAGCACCUAGACCAAUUGUCAAUUACAAUAGUUUACCUGGUGAUGAUGAUGAUGAUGAUGGUAAUGGUGAUGCUAAUGAUUAUGGUGGCCAACAACAACAUUAUAAUGAUGGCAAACUGUAUCAACUAUUGCAGCAUGGUCAACAUAAAUUAUAUAACAAACAUACUAGACCAGCACCUAGAUCAAUUGUCAAUGACAAUAGUUAUCAUGGUGAUGAUGGUUAUGGUGAUGCUAAUGAUUAUGGUGGCCAACAACAACAUUAUAGUUAUGGCAAACGUUAUCCGCUAUUGCAGCAUGGUCAAAAUAAUUUGUAUAACAAACCAACUAGACAAGUAGCAUUUAGAUCAAUUGUCCAUGACAAUAGUUAUCAUGGUGAUGAUGAUGAUGAUGAUGGUAAUGGUGAUGCUAAUGAUUAUGGUGGCCAACAACAACAUUAUAGUUAUGGCAAACGUUAUCCGCUAUUGCAGCAUGGUCAAAAUAAUUUGUAUAACAAACCAACUAGACAAGUAGCAUUUAGAUCAAUUGUCCAUGACAAUAGUUAUCAUGGUGAUAAUAAUGAUGAUGCUCAAAAUGAUAAUGCUAAUAACGAUGAUGAUGGCCAACAACAACAACAACAACAAUAUAAUGGACCAUGGAUAUAUAGUAAUGGCAAACGUUAUCCACUAUUGCAGCAUGGUGAAAAUCAAUUAUAUAACAAACCAACUAGACAAGUAGCACCUAGAUCACUUGUCAAUGACAAUAGUUAUCAUGGUGAUAAUGAUGAUGGUAAUGGUGAUGCUGAUGCUGAUGAUGGUCAACAACAACAAUAUAGUGGACCAUGGAUAUAUAGUAAUGGCAAACGUUAUCCACUAUUGCAGCAUGGUGAAAAUAACAAACCUACUAAAGGACCACAACCAGCACCUAGAUCACUUGUCAAUGACAAUAGUUAUCAUGGUGAUAAUUAUAAUGAUUAUGGUGGUUAUUUCAAUGUUGAUCACCAUAAUAAUCAGCAUCAUCAACAUUAUCAUCAUCAUCAUCACCAAGAUCACUUACCAUUAAGGAGAGCCUACUAUUAA